Acaulospora colombiana is the source of this 199-nucleotide messenger RNA. Lineage: Eukaryota; Fungi; Glomeromycota; Glomeromycetes; Diversisporales; Acaulosporaceae. The record is from the annotation of a GenBank genome assembly.
CGGGGAUAGUUUUACACCGAUGCAUUACUAUGCAUUCAACGCCUUCCUUGCAGCUCUCCAGGUCCUUAUGUGCAUUUGGUUCUUUUCCAUUCUCAGGGUUGCUUGGUCGGUCGUUCGAGGAAAACCAGCAGAAGAUGUUAGAAGUGACGAAGAUGAUGUCGAGGAAGAUGAAUACAUGCAAGAUAAGAAACAGAAAUAG